This is a messenger RNA of Amphimedon queenslandica, 2022 nucleotides long. Its product is annotated as neuroblastoma-amplified sequence-like. The record is from RefSeq and is a predicted model, not a curated record. Lineage: Eukaryota; Metazoa; Porifera; Demospongiae; Haplosclerida; Niphatidae. Gene Ontology annotation, molecular function: ATP binding; protein serine/threonine kinase activity; protein binding. Bases 570 to 1448 code for a protein of 292 amino acids. Gene Ontology annotation, biological process: peptidyl-serine phosphorylation; response to starvation; regulation of autophagy. The transcript has 21 exons. Gene Ontology annotation, cellular component: phagophore assembly site; cytosol; phagophore assembly site membrane.
UAUUAAGAUAAAAUGGCGGAAGAGUCUUCAAAGAAAGAAGAGAAAAGAAUUCUAUACGACCUGGACAUACCUUACGAGUGGCCAGAAACAGUCCUUAUAUUAAAUGAAAAUGAUCAUCAGUCCCGGCUACUGACAAGAUACUCACUGCAGCUCUCAAUGCUUGUAGUUGGUUUGCUUUAGCUGUUCUGAAAAGCCCAACAAGAUUAUUAGGAUUGUCAUCACAGCCACCCUCAGUCUUAUCUGACCUCUUGAAUAGUCGGUUGUCAUGGCAACUCGUACUUAGCAGUGAUGGACGUCAGUUAGCAGUGGUACAGGAGUCUGUCAUUGAGAUAAGAUCAAUAUUAGAUGAUUUUACUACAGCACGUGCUGCAAUAAAAGUAUCACCGGAUCCGUAUCCACAGUGGAGAUAUAGUGUGUGGUCACCACAGGGCACAUCACUAGCUUAUGCCAACAGUCAGGGUCAUAUUACAGUUUAUAGCUAUAAUGGUGAGGUAUUGUAUCAGCUCUCAGGGGCUGGAGGAGGUGUAGCAUUAAGUGGUGGAGGAUCAGAGAGACCCACUCCAUUUCUAAUGACUGCUCUAUCUGGGAUGUGUUUUGCUAGCAGUAAUACUUCAACUGAUUCAACACUACUGAUAGUGAUGAGUUAUGAAGCUCAGAUUACCACAUACUGUUUGAAGCAGAAUAAGAGGUAUAUACUAUUGCACAGUGUUAGUCUAUUGGAUUACUUCCCAUAUGGUGCUGGUGGUAUACAGUAUCUAUCAAAUUCUAAUGUGAUUGUAAUAGCUGGAUGCAGUGAUGCUAAAGAGCCUCCCUUGGUUAGUUGUUGGAGGUUAGUUAAUGAUUCUCCUUACUGGAUACCAGCUGCUGAUAAUAAAAUUGAAAAAUCAAAAAGAGGUGCCUUUCAAUCAUUGGUGAACAAGAAAGUUUUUAAUGAUGAUUGGGUGUACAGUGUAUCACUGAGUCCUAGUGGAUCAUUACUGGCAACUCUUAGCCUAUCAGGAUCUAUUUGUCUCUGGGACCUUCCAUCUUGUAGGCUCAAGUCAACAUGGCUUCCUGAAGAACUGCCAGGGUCUAAUGAGAGCCAUGUGAUGUCUACAUCAUUUGGAUUUGAGACUAAAGCUAGCAGAGAUUUUGGGAUGGCUCAAUUAUUAAAAGACAAUGAUCACGGUGCUUCAUUCAGAGGAUCACCAUUAUACAUGGCUCCAGAAGUUAUGCUUGGUAAAACUUAUGAUGCAAAAGUUGACCUCUGGUCUAUAGGAGUCAUUCUAUUUGAAAUUUUGUAUGGAUUUGCUCCUUAUCAUUCAAGCACAAUAGAAGAGCUUCAUUUAAGAGUUCUCAACGACACUCCUAUUGUGAUCCCUUCUGUCCCAGAAACUUCCUCAAAGUGUAAGGAGGUAUUCCAAGGACUCUUGGAGAGAGAUCCCUGUCAGAGAGAUCCCUGUCCUUGAGCAUAUGCUAGGGCCAGAGUGCCUCAGUAAAGCUAGAGCUCAGCUUGUAAAGCAAGCUGUGGUUAAAGACAGUGAUGGAAAGUACAGUUCUGCAGUUAAUUAUUACUAGCUGCCAAGCAUUGGACUAUUUCAUAUCUGCUCUAGAUUUUAAUAAAAAUACCAAUAAUUGAUUUUCAUUUGCACUGCCCCUUUUGUGUAGAUGAAGAAGAUUAUCGUACUAAGGAAAGUUUAAAAGACAUGGUGUGACUCUAGUUUGAUAUUCUUUUAUUUGCUAACUUAUAAUUAGAUAGAGCAGUAUAUUGCUAGAGCUGAGUAUUUAAAGUCACUAGUUAGAACACAAAAACCCUCACUGAGAGAUACUGCAGGAGAGAAUAGGAAGAGAAUACUAGAAGAGAUGCAAGCUGAGUUUUCCCAGUUAAAAGAUGUUCAUUCUCUAAUUGAGGAAGCUGAUCAGUUGGAGGAUAGACAUUCAUAUCAUUCUGCAUAGGCUGAUAGUCCUGAAAAGAAGAAAUUAAUAGCCUCAGAAGUACAAGUAUUUCUUCAAAGAGGAGAAGAGCUAACCAUUUUAUUAGAA